Molecule: messenger RNA, 744 nt
Organism: Truncatella angustata
Lineage: Eukaryota; Fungi; Ascomycota; Sordariomycetes; Amphisphaeriales; Sporocadaceae
Exons: 1
Coding region: 146-592 (148 amino acids)
Source: RefSeq, a predicted model, not a curated record
ACAACUACUCGAUCCGAGUAAAUUUCCAAUCUCAUAAACCACAGACAUAUUUGACUACAACAACAAAAGUUUGGCAGUGCCAACCAGAACAUUCAAACUAAAGACACCAAGAACAUACACACCUCACAGUCAUCACACGAGAAGCAUGUCUUCCUUCACAGUGACUGAGCCUCACCCAACCGUUCCUCAGGGAUCGUACACUCGUGCUGGUCGCGGCGGUGCUGGUAACUUCUUCCGCGCCCCCGCCACCACACCAGCUUCCGGAGUUCCGACAAUUGCCAAGCCUUUGCCGCCAAGCAGCUCUCGAUUCUACUCGGGCCGCGGUGGUGCGGGAAACGCACACGCCGCUAAGGACCGCAACGCUGUUUCUUUUGAUGAGCAAUUCAAGUUGCAGAGCCACAUCGAGGCACGACCAACUGGUUACGUUGGCCGAGGCGGCGCUGGCAACCAUUACAGCGACAGUUCUGCUACACCAGCCCACCGCAAGGACAGUGAUGCUGCUAGCCACCGCAGCAACAGCAGCUCGGGCAGUGUCAGGUCGGGCUUUCUGCGACGUCUGAGCAGCAUCAGCUCUAAGGGCCCGCACGCAUAAGUGAUACCGUCAACAAUCAAACCUUUUCACUUUUAUUAUUCCAUCUUCACUCAUCAGCAACGGCGCAAUUGGAGUUUUCGGAACCUUGGCAGAAGGGCAGAAGGCACAGAGGGGGCAAAAUGGUUAUGGGGCCUCAGAGCAAUCAACGGGGU